Molecule: messenger RNA, 4358 nt
Organism: Pungitius pungitius (ninespine stickleback)
Lineage: Eukaryota; Metazoa; Chordata; Actinopteri; Perciformes; Gasterosteidae
Gene: traf4a
Product: tnf receptor-associated factor 4a
Exons: 7
Coding region: 515-1927 (470 amino acids)
Biological process (GO): signal transduction; positive regulation of JNK cascade; activation of NF-kappaB-inducing kinase activity
Molecular function (GO): protein binding; zinc ion binding
Source: RefSeq, a predicted model, not a curated record
CGCGGACGAGGAGGCGGGACUCGGUGCACCUAAACAGACGGAGGGGUUAUGCAUUGUGCACAGUCUGUCAGUGCUGCAUCCACCGAGGAGGCGGAGGAGGAGGAGGAGGAGACGACGAGGGCCACGCAUUAACCCCGAGCAGUGAAACGUGCAGGGAGGACCAAUCGGUCCUCAUCUCGGCACCGUUCGUUUUUCCUGGACGGUACGCGGUCGCUCGUUUUGUCGCCACCGUUUGCCGAAGCUCUGCCGGAGGGGGGCGAGAAAAAAGCGAUCUGGACUCGGAUCGGUCGGUGGCGGAAGGGACGUGAUAUGAACCCCUCAUCGGCUUAGGCGGCGGUGCAGCUAAAAUAGCACUGUUUUCCGUGUGGUGGGGGGGGAGGAGGAGGAGGAGGCGGGGGGCGGCCAGUUCACGGAGGAUCAGAGAGGACAUUUGUAUCCAUUAACCUGCAGCCCGAAGGCCGAAGAAGAAGAAGAAGAAGCAGGGGGAAAAAACACCCCCCUGGAACCUGUAGCGAUGCCCGGGUUUGAUUACAAGUUCCUGGAAAAGCCAAAGAGACGGUUCCAGUGUCCGCUCUGCAGCAAGGCGAUGAGGGAGCCCGUCCAGGUGUCUACCUGUGGACAUCGCUUCUGUGACACCUGUCUGCAAGAGUUUCUGAGUGAGGGUGUCUUCAAAUGUCCGGAGGACCAGCUACCGUUGGACUAUGCCAAGAUCUACCCAGACCCAGAGUUGGAGCAACAGAUCCUGGCGCUACCCAUCCGCUGCAUCCACAGUGAGGAGGGCUGCCGCUGGACCGGCCAGAUGAAGCAGCUGCAGGGCCACUUCUCCACCUGCGCCUUCAACGUGAUACCCUGUCCCAACCGCUGCUCCGUCAAGCUGACUCGCCGCGACUUGCCCGACCACCUGCAGCAUGACUGCCCCAAGCGCAAGGUCAAAUGCGAGUUUUGUGGCAGCGAGUUCACCGGUGAAGCCUACGAGAACCACCAGGGUGUGUGUCCUCAGGAGAGUGUUUACUGUGAGAACAAGUGUGGGGCGAGAAUGAUGCGUCGUCUGCUGUCCCAACACGGCUUGGCCGAGUGUCCCAAACGCACCCAGCCCUGCAAGUACUGUGGCAAAGAAUUUGUUUUCGACACAAUCCAGAACCACCAGUACCACUGCCCUCGGUUUCCUGUCCAGUGCCCAAACCAGUGUGGCACGCCCAACAUCGCUCGAGAGGAUCUGGCUAACCAUGUCAAGGACAAUUGCGGCAGCGCACUCGUUCUGUGCCCCUUCAAAGACGCUGGCUGCAAACACAGGUGCCCCAAACUGGCGAUCGGCCGUCACCUGGAAGACACCACCAAGUCUCACCUGACUAUGAUGUGUAACCUGGUGGGGCGUCAGCGGCAGGAGAUCCUGGAGCUGCGGAGGGAGAUGGAGGAGUUGUCUGUCAGUCACGACGGGGUUCUCAUCUGGAAGCUCAGCGACUACUCACGCAAACUCCAGGAGGCCAAACUCCGAAGCAAUCACGAGUUCUUCAGCCCGCCUUUCUACACUCACCGCUACGGCUACAAGCUGCAGGUGUCGGCAUUCCUGAACGGCAACGGGAGCGGCGAGGGCUCCCACCUCUCCGUCUACAUCCGCGUGUUACCCGGAGAGUACGACAGCUUGCUGGAGUGGCCCUUCUCCUACAAGGUGACUUUCUCCAUCCUGGACCAGAGCGACCCGUCGCUUUCCAAACCCCAGCACAUCACGGAGACCUUCAACCCCGACCCCAACUGGAAGAACUUCCAGAAGCCCAGCAGCAGCCGCAACUCGCUGGACGAGAGCACCCUGGGCUUCGGCUACCCCAAGUUCAUCUCUCACGACGAGAUCAAGAAGAGGAAUUACAUCCGAGACAACUGCGUCUUCAUCAAGGCUUCUAUAGAGAUUCCCCAGAAGAUUAUGACUUAAGAUCUGACGUUUGCUAACAAUUUUUACAAAAGUGAAACAUGGAGGGGACGCUUAACCUUGAAACUAACACUUUUACCCUUUAGAUACUUUCUGCCCUUACAGCUUGUCCACCACAGAGCGAGUCUGUUUGGCGGUGUGAGCUGACUCGGAGGACCUUGAUGCAUCACAGAGGAGAUAUUGUUUGGUCUGCAGAACCAUCACUCUCUGGUGUUUCUUUUCAUUAUUAUUGUUUAAAUCUGUUUGCUGACCUUUUAUCACAGUCUACAACAAAAAAGCCUUGGAAAUCAAACAGUGCCUAGAGAGAUUAUCUUAAGUUAUAUUUUUGUUGUUAUUUCCGCAGUAGAAAUGUUAAAGAUUAUGGAAGCGGUAUGAAUAAACAAACGGGGGGCGAGGGGCUUCACGUAAGCCACUGCACUUGGGGAUGAGAGAAAGUCAGACUGUGGUGAGAGACUUGCUGUUGAUCUAAAGAAGGGGAAGCUCAGCAGACUCAAGCGACUGCCUUUGUCUACGUGCUUAUACAGUAGACCCCCAGUGAUCCGUUAACAAACACAGAGCCGUUGGUAAGGAAAUGCACGAAGUCUGUGUACAUUAAAACAAUGUUUUCAAGUGAGGAACUUGCAGCUUCAAUCUUGGUAAUUUUUGUGUUUUUAAAGGAAUGGUAUUACACUUUGGUUGUGUUGAAUGAGAAGAUCAAUAUCACUCGCGAAUCUGUGUGACCAGCAGCCAAGUAGCUUAGCCUAGCAUAAAAACAAGAAACAGGGAAGCAGCUAGCGUGGCUCUGUCCAAAUAUAAUACAACCCAUCUAGCAGCAUCCGUGAAGCUCACUAAUCAGCCACUGUAUGUGUCAUUUGUUGAAUACAUUCAAACUUUUUUGGUCAGAACCAGACUACCUGAGGCCUCACGAUCAUAGUCUUAAUGCUAAGCUAGGCUAGGCUAACAAGCUGCUAUGGAAAUGGGAUUCUUACCAUUUAAGUUUUCCCAACAAUGGGAGAGUGGUAUUUAUCUUCCAUCUAAGCAAAAAUAACAAAUAAACACAUUUUCCAAAAUGUCAAACUGUUCCUUGAGAAUAUAAGUUAUUAAUAAAACAUGCCUCUCAUAAUACUGACAAAAGCCUGACCAAUGUUGGAAACUGUCAAGAUCAACCAAGCUUUUUAAUUGUAUUGUUUUGAGUGGACAGGUUUUUUACCUGACAACAUGAAAGCUACAUAUCUAUCUCCUCUAGUUAUCUGCUCCCAUCACAGUGUCCGUGACUUUGUGUUUGUCAGUAGUGCAUCCCAGUCGUGAAUAGCUUCAGGGGCAUGCUCAUGUACCAAACGCACACCUCGUAGUGACCCUUUGAGGCUGCGUGUCUGUUGUGGACUCCACCAAUACGGAAGAAAAAAAAAAGCACCUUUCGCCGGUCUUAAGAUGAGCAGAGCAGACAAAGAGGCCAGUUGUUGGAAACUUGCAUUUAAUAGUGAAGAAAAAGCCAUGUGGCCUUUUUAUACAGUAUGUCUUCGCAUGAGGGUUUUGGGGGUGAGCAGGGCAACAUAAACACAUGCAUGCUUCAUGUGCUACCACCUGGACCACAUUUUUGUACUGUAACCUGUAUUCUUGAAGUCCUCUCCCGUGGAUGGCUAUAUGGUCUCUUUUUAUUUGGACCGUCUGAAAGUUGACUUAUGGCAAAAUGUUUUUUCGUUGUCGUUUUUUUAUAACAGAGAAAUGUGAACGCUGUUGGUAAUAACCUAUAAGUACAUGAACACUUGGCUGUGAAGUGUAUUGUUUUACAAAGCCUCGGUAUGGGUGGUGUACUGUUUGAAAAGGUGGUUCAUGACAUGGUCUGUGCAAAUAAGUGUGUGACUCGGAACUAACCACAAUUUGUGGUUGUUCCCACGGUCGUCUGUGUCUACCGAUCCGGCUCGGCACGCGCUCCGACCAUUUAGAGGGAGUCUCCAUCACUGCACCAUCACAGCAGCAUCACAGCGGCGGAGGACUUUGAUGAUACAGUAACACUCAUGACAUAUGUGAAUACUAAUUGUAAAAAUGCAGAAGCACAUUCUGUUUUUUUAUUAUUAUACAUGAAAAAACUCCUGAUUUCUUGUCAUAAUGCCAGCUGAUAUUUUACAGUGAUUUAAAGAGGUGAGAAGAUAAAAAACUUUUUUGUAAGAUUCUGUAUUUUUAAAAACACUUGGCUGUUUUAUACAAACACUUUUCUUUGGAGAGUCGGGGUUGACUUUGGGAAUUUUAGACCCUUUCGUCUCUUUUGACAUUUGGAUAAUUUGUUUGUACUUGUGGUUUGAGCCUCACAUAUUCUGUCUGUAUUAUUUCCUCUUAAAAUUAUUUAUUUUAAGGAGCCGUCGUGUGAGUUUCAACAGAUGGCAAAAAUGUUUUAAUAUGUUGAUUGAUGAGUGCUUGUCAUUUUCUUAAUUGAAAUAAAAUACCAUAUAUUAUA